This is a messenger RNA of Prosopis cineraria, 2244 nucleotides long. RefSeq lists its product as uncharacterized. Gene Ontology annotation, cellular component: transcription factor TFIIE complex. The record is from RefSeq and is a predicted model, not a curated record. The transcript has 11 exons. Gene Ontology annotation, biological process: transcription open complex formation at RNA polymerase II promoter; transcription initiation at RNA polymerase II promoter. The coding region runs from base 395 to 1987 and encodes 530 amino acids. Lineage: Eukaryota; Viridiplantae; Streptophyta; Magnoliopsida; Fabales; Fabaceae.
AGCUUCCACAUUCUUCAUUCAUUUUUCACUAUGGGUCUCACACUCACUUUUUUCACCAUGGACCUUCCAAUUUUCCAACUUCUUAGAGAAGAUUUAAAGAUUAAAGAUUAACAAUAAGCAAAAACAUCGAGUAGAGAAUAUCAAACAGAGCACGGAUAAGGCUUAACUCAACAAACCGAACGAACACAUGGAACAACAGGGAAGAUCAAAUAAGGACCGUCGCUUACCUCCGUCGCCGUGGGCGCGUGCGAUUGUCGUCUCAUAAUGCCGCUUGGCCCGUGCCGGUGUCUCGCCCUUGGUGUGUCAAGGGCUUGAGAUUGACUUGCUUGAGCCACAUGAAAAUGAAAUGGGCUUCCCCUAUCCAGUAGCCCAAAAUCAUUAAACGGGCCAUCUGAUGCGAUCUGCCUUCUUUGCUUGCAGUCUCACUCUUACAAACUCCAAUAAUCAACAGUCGUCUUCAUUCUCUUUAAUUUAUGCGUCCAGCGCCUUCUUCCAGCCUCUCUCCAUCUGUGAGCUCGGCCGUUGGCGCAAUAGUUUUGUCGGGUUCCGUAUCUACAAAAUGAAAGAACAUUUCAACAAGCUGUUUAAACUAGCAGCGAGGGCCUUCUACGAUGAUCUGACAAGCAAAGGAGAUAAUCAGCCUAAAACGGGUAGGAGUGAUAACAGAGGCAUUGCUGUAGUGGUGCUCGAUGCACUCACGAGACGACAAUGGGUUAGAGAAGAAGACUUGGCAAAGGACCUUAAAUUGCACACAAAACAACUUCGUCGUACUCUGCGGUUUUUUGAAGAGGAGAAGUUCAUUACUCGGGAUCAUAGAAAAGAGACUGUGAAAGGUGCAAAAAUGUACAGUGCUUCUGUAGCUGCUACAACUGAUGGUUCACUGGCACCAAAAGAGGGAGAAGAAAAGGUCAAGCUGCACACACAUUCUUACUGUUGUCUGGAUUAUGCACAGAUAUAUGAUGUGGUUAGGUACAGAUUGCAUCGCAUGAAGAAGAAAUUGAAAGAUGAAUUGGAGAACAAGAACACAGUUCAAGAAUAUCUAUGUCCCAGCUGUGGAAAAAGAUAUAAUGCCUUGGAUGCUCUACGCUUGAUAUCUUUUGAAGAUGAAGACUUCCAUUGUGAAAGUUGUAAUGGAAAACUUGAGGUAGAAAUUGACAAGUUAGCUGCACAAGAAGGGGGAGAUGCAGAUGACAAUGCAAGACGCCGCCGCCGUGAGAAGUUAAAGGACAUGCUUCAAAAUAUGGAGGUACAGCUCAAGCCUUUGAUGGACCAACUCAUUCGUGUGAAAGACUUGCCUGUUCCAGAAUUUGGCAGUCUUCAAGCAUGGGAGGCUAGAGCUAGAGCUUCUGGGCUUGCAGCCAAUGGAGACAACAGUAUUGGUGAUUCUAACAUUUCUCAUGGUCUGGGAUAUGGUGGGACGCCGAUGCCUUACAGUGGAGAUACUAAGGUUGUAGUUGACUUUAAUGGAGCGGAAGGCAAAGGAGAGGAUAUUAAGUCUGUAGCUGAAAGUACAUCUCUAAAGGUUUUACCACCGUGGAUGAUAAAGCAAGGGAUGAGUCUUACAAGAGAACAGCGUGGACAAGUGAAGCAGGAGACAAAGAUAGAUAGGGCUUCAACUUCCACUACAGCACAGUAUUCAGAUGACAAAAAGUCAUCAGUUGAACAGGAUGAUAAAAAAAGCUUACAGGAUGAAUACAUCAAGGCUUAUUAUGCAGCAUUACUCAGAAAACAACAAGAAUUGGAAGAGGCUGCAAAAGCAAAAGAGCCAUCAUCAAGUACAUAUGCGUUUGAGGAUCCUCUUGGUGGUACUGCACACCGUCAGGUCGGGAUGAAAUCAAAACGUGAGGAAGAUGAUGAUACUGAAUGGGAGGAGGCUCCAAUUUCAGGCAAUGCAAAUGAGAAUUACAGGGUCAAUGACUUGAAUGUGGAAGCCGAGGCGACAGCAGAUGACGAAGAGGACGAUGAUGUAGACUGGGAGGAAGGUUGAUGUAAGUAUCAUGGUUAGCCUGAAAUCACUUGUGGUCCUCCACUCAUUUUGUGAAAUCAGAGCUUAUAUUUAGCUGCUCUUGCGAUGAAAAUCCCAGAGCAAUUGCCUCUCCGCCACCCUCCCCCUCAAUGAAAUGCUGAUGCUUUCUUUUUGUGCGUUGCCUUGAAUUUGGUUUAUCAUUUUUUUUUUAUAAAUAUUUGGUUUAUCAUUUUACCUUUGUGGUGUGUUGUAAAAUAAAAUACGUGUUUGAUUUUCAA